Molecule: messenger RNA, 1353 nt
Organism: Amoebophrya sp. A25
Lineage: Eukaryota; Dinophyceae; Syndiniales; Amoebophryaceae
Source: the annotation of a GenBank genome assembly
AUUACGUGGUCUUAUCGUGAUUUGUGUUGGUCGCGUCCUCUUAGUUGCCCAAAGCACACGAUCCUUCUCCUUCAUCUAGUAUCUGUCAUUCUACGUACUUCAAGAUUGCCUUCUUCCCUCGAGUAUCUUUUCACCGAUUCAUCGCGCAAGAAAAGCAAAAAUGGCGGACGACAGUGCGUGGUGGUACCCGGCUGAAGAGUCAGGUGAUGCUUGGUACGAAGAUUGGGAUACUGAUUGGCAAGGAGCCACGACUGGUGCCAACACUAGUGGAGGAGCCUCGACUAGUUAUAGUAAUAUUUUUAAAGGAACCUCAGCAGGAGCUUCUUCAUCAUCAACUACAACAGAAGCAGGCAAAGCACCGCACGGAGGCAAGACCAAGGGGGACAAAAAUGGCGCGUCAACUUCUUAUAGCAGAUAAGGCUUGUGUUUGUGAUUUUAGUGAGGAGUACAAGGAAGUCAGUCUAAACCAGAUUCUUCUUGUAGUCACUCCAGAACUAGGGCCAGAAGUGACAUCUUCCAAGAUACAUAGCUGUACUACCUUCCAACUAUGACUUCUAAGAUUUCGCUUCGAAGGGAUACGAGCAAGAUAGCAAUAAAGGCUAUGGCUACUACGGAGGUUACGAUUACGAGAAAGGAGGAGGUUAUCACAGUAGCGAUUAUCAAGGACACCAGAAAGGCUAUCGUGGGACGAGCAAGGGGUACAAUAGCUAUGUCGGCACGGGGAAAGAUCAACACCAUGGUGGAGCAGGUAAACAUGCAGGUUCGUCCUCAGCAGGGUCAUCGUAUAAAAGCUAUGGUUCUGCUGCUGCCUCUGCUAAGGGUGGAUGUGGCAGCGUUGCUAAAGGAGGAAAUGCUAGCACAUCAUGUUAAGGCAGUUGGAUUUUCUCUAAGUCCAUUCGUUUGAUCUAUCUACUUGACAGCUAUCUUCAUCAGAUGAGAAUGGGUCAACAAGGAAACAAAUCUCAUCAGUCCUCGUGUCGAUCUCUAAUCCCAGAAAGGUUCCUCACACAACAACUACAUCUAUGGCCACUACGGUAGCUCGGCCGCGCAGUAUGGAGGAGGAUCGUCUUCACACCAUGCAGGAGGACAACAACACGAGUACACCUCAUUGUACAAGAGUGGUGCUGCAGCGUCGUACUCUUAUCAUCAUAAGAGCAUGAGCAAAGGUGGCACUAGUUCAUAUAGUACAACAACUACUGGAGCUGAUACUUCUGGGGCCCACGAUGCGAUAGAAAACGUGGCAGGUACAACUGGAACUGAUACUUCUGGGGCCCACGAUGCGAUAGAAAACGUGGCAGGUACAACUGGAACUGAUACUUCUGGGGCCCACGAUGCGAUAGAAAACGUGGCUAG